AUGAAACUCUUAACAGCCGUUUUUCUUCUUUUUUGCGCCAUCCUUUGUGACCCUGCGUUGGGAGAUAAUGUAAAUGGGUUAGGUGGACCCCCCAGCAAGAAAAAAACCCCCAAGAGCAAAUCCCCAGAACCUCUCAUCGAUGUGCACGAGUUGAUAGGCGAAAUGGUUAGAAAAGAAGAGGAACUCAUAAACGCGAAUAAGAAGAAAUCCAAGUAUAAACUGGCAACAACGAUUCUUGCUUCAGCCCUAGGUGUUGUAUCAGCAGUGCUCUUAGGAGGUGCCGGAUUAGUCUUUUAUAAUGCCGGAAACGGAAGACACCCAUUCUCCCUUGGAGGUGGAAAGGGCGGCGAUGCUACUCCCUCUGAACCAGCCCCAGCUGCAGGGGAACCAGUAGGAAAAUAA
This is a messenger RNA of Plasmodium cynomolgi strain B, 402 nucleotides long. Its product is annotated as circumsporozoite-protein related antigen. The record is from RefSeq and is a predicted model, not a curated record. The transcript has 2 exons. NCBI's taxonomy places the organism in Eukaryota, Apicomplexa, Aconoidasida, Haemosporida, Plasmodiidae. Bases 1 to 402 code for a protein of 133 amino acids.